Molecule: messenger RNA, 3870 nt
Organism: Aethalodelphis obliquidens (Pacific white-sided dolphin)
Lineage: Eukaryota; Metazoa; Chordata; Mammalia; Artiodactyla; Delphinidae
Gene: MIER2
Product: MIER family member 2
Exons: 12
Coding region: 1197-2906 (569 amino acids)
Biological process (GO): negative regulation of transcription by RNA polymerase II
Cellular component (GO): nucleoplasm
Molecular function (GO): transcription corepressor activity; histone deacetylase binding
Source: RefSeq, a predicted model, not a curated record
AUCUAGUUCCCUGACCAGGGAUUGAACCCAGGACCCCUGCGUUGGGAGCGUGGACUCUCAGCUACUGGACCACCAGGGAAGUCCCAGUGGUAGCUGUUAUGAUGCUUUCAUUUGCACUUUUAAAAAAUUUGAGGUAUAACUUAUGUGCUUCAAAAUAUACCCAUCUAAAAUGUUUAAUUCAGUGAUUAUUAGUAUGUUCACAAAGUUUUGAGCCCUUCACUUUUGUCUGGAACAUUCCAUCACCCCAGAAAAACACCUGACCCCAUCAGCAGUCACCCCAGCCCCUGACAACCAGGAACCCACUGUCUGUCUGCGGAUUUGCCUGUUCUGGAUGUUUCCCAUCAGUGGAAUCACACCCUGUGUGUCCUUCUGUGUCUGGCUUCUCUCACUGAGCAUCGUGUUCUCAGGGUCUGUCCACCUGGUAGCGAGUGUCAGUGCUUCACCCCUUUUCAUGGCCAAGUAAUAUUUUAUCAUAAGGAUGGACCACGUCUUGUUUAUUCAUUCACCUGGUGAUGGGCAUUUGGGUGUUUACACAUUUUGGCUGUGGUAAGUCAUGCUUCUGUGAACACCUGUGUACACCUUUUAUGGACACAUGUUUUUGGUUCUUUGGGGUGUGUACCUAGGAGUAGAAUUAAUUGCUGGGUCAUUUGGUAACUGUUUACUUUUGGAGGAAUUCCCAGAUUUCUCCAUAGUGGCUGUUUGCCUUUUUAAGACAAAGUUUCGGAGGCUGGUCCCUUGUGCAGUGGCUGUGGUGUCAGCACCUGGCUGCGGGGUGUGGCACCAGGGCUGUGUGUGGGCCUGGGUCACCUGGGCCCCGUGUCCUGGGCUGUGAUCAGCACUGCUGGUGGCCGGCCGUCCCAGGCUCCUCACGGUGCCCGUGGGUGCGUGCCGUUCCCGCCGCCGGCCCUAGGCCCUCCCUGCCUGUCUCCGCAGGGACGCUUGGACUCCAGCGCAGCCACACACCUGGCCCGCCUUGACCCCCGCCCCAGCCCGCGGAGGCCUUCUGUUACCUGGUGCCCCAUGCCCCCGGGGCUGGCUCUGACCCUCCACCGCCCUGUCUGGCCGCAGGGCCCUAAUCCUGCUCGUCUCCUCUGCAGGCCUCCUCGCUAGAGAGGCGGAGCCCUGGCCUGGCCUCUUGCCUCUCUCACAGCCUGUGCCCUGGGGAGCCCAGCUUGCAGACCACAGCAGUGGUGUCCAUGGGGUCCGCAGACCAUCAGUUCCACCUGGCGGAGAUCCUGUCUCGGAACUACGGUGUCCAGGAGGAGCAUGAAGGGGCUGCGCGGGGCCCAGAGAAGCCGGAGGAGGAGCUAGAGAAGGACUUCGUCUCCCAGAGCAGCGACAUGCCCCUUGACGAGCUGCUGGCCCUCUACGGCUACGAGCCCUCGGACCCCAUUUCGGAGCGCCAGAGUGAGGGCAGCGAUGCCACAACCAACCUCCCGGACAUGACCCUGGACAAGGAACAAAUAGCGAAGGAUUUGCUUUCAGGGGAAGAAGAGGAAGAAACACAGUCCUCAGCCGAUGACCUCACCCCAUCUGUGACCUCCCAUGAGGCCUCUGACCUUUUCCCUAAUCAGAGUGGACCCCGCUUCCUGCCUGAUGCAGACAAGGAGCCUGGCUCCUCCAGCUCGUCGGACACCGAGGAGGACCCGCUUCCCGCCAACAAGUGUAAGAAGGAGAUCAUGGUUGGGCCUCAGUUCCAAGCCGACCUCAGCAAGCUGCACUCGAACCGUCAGGGUGAGAAGCUCUAUGAGAAUGAAGACCAGCUGCUCUGGGACCCCAGCAUCCUUCCUGAGGGGGCGGUGGAGGAGUUCCUGUACCGGGCGGCGAAGCGGCGGUGGCGCGAGGUGGCUGAGUCUCAGCUCCCGGAGGGAGAGGCGGUGAAAGACAGCGAGCAGGUGGGCGGCCCUGGGGGCGGAGGAGCCAUGGGGCGGGGGCCAGUGUGGUUGUGUGAUUGUGACGAAUUCAAGGGCGACCGCUUGUCCUGGGCAAUGGUGGCCCCCCUCCCCCAGGCACUGUAUGAGCUGGUGAAAUGCAACUUCAACGCCGAGGAGGCCCUGCGGAGGCUGCGGUUCAACGUGAAGGUGAUCCGAGACGGGCUGUGCGCCUGGAGCGAGGAGGAGCGCCGCAACUUCGAGCACGGCUUCCGUGUGCAUGGCAAGAACUUCCACCUGAUCCAGGCCAACAAGGUGCGCACACGGUCUGUGGGCGAGUGCGUGGAGUAUUACUACCUGUGGAAGAAGUCUGAGCGCUACGACUACUUCUCCCAGCAGACGCGGCUGGGCCGCCGGAAGUACGGCCCGUCGGGAACCACGGACGCGGACCAGGACCUGGAUGGUGGUGACCCCGAUGGCCCUGGCCGCCCCCGCUCCUCGCCGCCCCUGCCUCUGCCUGCCACUGCCGACGGCCCGGGCCCUGAGCGGGACCCCCUGGCCCGGAUGCGCACCGAGCCCCUGAGCAUGGGCAGCAGCACGUCUGGGAGUCUCGGCGCGCCCGGGGAGGCCUCCGACAGCCCCCUGUCCUCGGAGCCAGGGCCCUGUUCGUUCCAGCCACCGGAUGUAGACACGCCCCCGGCCGUGCCCCUGCCUCGGCGGCCCCCAGCCCUGGCUGAGCCAGCCUUCUACUCCCCCGCCACGGCCGCUUCAGAGCCUGGUGCCAGCCCGAGGCUGGCUGUGGACUUGGCCCUGCCCGGGGCCCUCCCCGAGGAGCUGCCCCUCAUCUCCAGCCACGUGGAUAUGGACGGAGAGCCCGAGGAGGCCGUGGCCCCCGCACAGGUGGCUUUGUCGGUUGCCGAGUUUGGACUCAUCGGCAUCGGGGACGUGAAUCCCUUCCUGGCCGCCCACCCCGCGUGCCCGGCCCCUGCGCUGCACUCGGAGCCCCUGUCACACUGUAACGUGAUGACCUGUUGAUCCCUGGCCACAGGCGGGCGUUUGUGGCCCAGAUUGGACUUGGGGCCGCUGUGAGGCCUGCCUGUCAGUCUUCCUGACCCUCCCCUCCUCGCGGGCCUCCGGUAGCUCCUCUGCUCAGAGCACGUCAAGGACCGGGCUGAGCGGUGGCCCCUCCCCACGCCACACACGCACCAGCACUGCUGCCUGGCUCCAGCCUCUGCGCCCACCACGGGACCCAUUGGGUGGCGGGGCGCGGAGGGCUGGCCCAUCCAGCCAGCAGAGGCGAGGAAGGCGGCCGGGCCCCGCCAGGGACGUGGGGAGGUGGGGCCGGACGCCGCCCCUACCAGCAGCAGCCUCCGCCGGCACCCUCGGCACUCUGCUCGCCUGUCUCCCUGCGCCUGGCCGGACUUCGGGCUGCCCCCGCCCAGGGCUCAGGGGGCAGCUGCUACUCGGUGCCAAACCCUGUGGGGCACAGAGCCAUAUACCUCGAUGUCGGCCCGCCCCGCCCUGACGUCCACCCGCUCUCUCCACUUCAGGAAAAGCCGCACUUUAUGCCCCCACCCCACCCCCACCUCCACCCCGGGGCCCCCGGCAGCCUCGGGCGUGGGUCUGAGGACGCAGAACUCACAGCCCCUUGGUACCGAGGCCUGUCGCCUGCCGCACUGAGGGGCCCGGCUCCAGCCCGUUUCCCUGACCCCCUAGGUCGUGUUUCUGUUGAGGCUUCCUAGCAAGGUGGCUUGGGGGCCUGGGCCUUCUCCUCUCCAGCCUCCUUGUUUUAUUUAUGUUUCUGUUUACAAAUCGGAGUGGGGUCCUCCAGGGGCAGGGCAGCGCUCCCGGCCCCGGUGUCACCAAGGGGGGCUUUGGCUCGAGCCCGUCCGCAGGGCUGGACUCGACCUUCCCUCGGCCCACCAAGGACCACACUGUGAAGUGACAACUGCCUUGAUCCCCUUGCUGUUUUAUUUAUUAAACUUGAUUUGAAGCCCCG